AUGACUUUAUCCCACGAUGCCAGCAAGAACCCUGUUCAAGCCAGUGUUGACAAUGACAACAUCUCCCAGAAAGCCCAAGAUGGACCAUGGAUUCGACUUCUUACAUAUCUCAGAUGGUACCCAAAAGACAUGGACCAUCUGGAAAAACGACUGAUAUUGAAGCUCGACAUUUGUAUUCUUACCUUUGGCUGCCUGUCGUUCUUCACCAAAUAUCUGGAUCAACAGGCCAUCACCAAUGCCUAUGUAUCAGGCAUGAAAGAAGACUUGAAUAUGUCUGGAAAUGAAAUCAACUAUAUAACGACUGCAUUUUGGGCUGCAUACUGCGUCUCCAUGAUCCCAGCCUGCUAUCUUUUGACCAGGACCAGAAUCAAUAUUGUCCUUCCCCUACUCGAAGCUGGAUGGGGACUGUUCACGUUUGGCUGUGCUUGGGCGCAGAAUCUCCACACCAUCUAUGCGAUGCGUGUGUUCAUCGGCAUUUGCGAGUCAUGCUCCUUUACUGGAGUGAUCUAUGUGAUCGGAUCCUGGUACAAACCACAGGAGAUUGGUCGCCGUGUGUCUUUAUUCUUCAUUGCCUCCCCAUUAGGGACAAUGUUUGCUGGCUAUCUCCAAGCAGCGGCAUACACGAAUCUGGAUAAUUCGCAUGGAUUGGCAGGCUGGAGAUGGCUAUUCAUAAUAUGCACAAUCAUCACCAUUCCUAUAUGCAUAUUAGGAUAUAUCGCUUUCCUCGAUGUCCCUCACAGAGAGAAACCUCGUUUCCUGACGCAAGAAGAAUACACACUCGCCAAUGAUCGUCUCAAAGGUCUAACAGCCCCCAGUCAGCUCAAGGUUUCCCGUGAUAUCUUUAGACGCGUUCUGGGACGGUGGCAUUGGUAUGUCUUCGUUGUCCAGUGGAUCCUCGUCGACCAGAACUUUCUCGCCUCUUCGUCUCCAUUCAGCCUGUAUCUCAAGGCAAAGCCGGACAUUUAUUCUGUAUCCAGAAUCAACACAUUACCGACAAUUGCGACAGCCGUCUCUAUUGUUGCAGCUCUGUUUGCGGGAGUUGCAGUUGACAAGAAGAUCGGCUUUUGGAUUCCUUGUACCAUCACCUCGAUUUUGGUGCUCGUGGGUCUUGUUUUGCUGGUUGUCUGGGAUGUCGGCGAAGCUGGUCGAUUGGCAGGUUUCAUCCUGACUGGGGCAGAGGGUGCUAUGAGCCCUCUCACCAUGAGUUGGGCGACAUUGACGAUGGCUGAUGAUGCUGAAGAGAGGGCGAUUGUGACAGCCAGCAUGAAUGCCAUCGGUCAAGCUAUGUCCGCAUGGACACAGCUGCUGCAGUACCCGGCAGUCGAGGCGCCCAAUUUCCGAAAGGGGUUUAUUUCUAAUCUGGCAACGACACUCGCACAGUUGAUGGUGGUGGCACUUCUUACGCUGCUUUCCCGAUGGGAUCAGAAGGGAAAAAUGAGCUAAGACAAGUCAGGUUGCAACAGCCGAUGAAGCUGCUAAGAUGGGUUAUACCCUAUAAAUUUA
Aspergillus wentii DTO 134E9 is the source of this 1503-nucleotide messenger RNA. RefSeq lists its product as uncharacterized. The record is from RefSeq and is a predicted model, not a curated record. Lineage: Eukaryota; Fungi; Ascomycota; Eurotiomycetes; Eurotiales; Aspergillaceae. Bases 1 to 1443 code for a protein of 480 amino acids. Gene Ontology annotation, biological process: transmembrane transport. The transcript is spliced from 5 exons. Gene Ontology annotation, cellular component: membrane. Gene Ontology annotation, molecular function: transmembrane transporter activity.